CCAAUAAUCAUCGUUUGGAUCAACAAAUUGUACCCACCCAAUUAAUCAUCGUUUGGAACAUCAGAUUCAUACAAAUUCACCAACCCAAUCAACAAUAUUUUGGAUCCUGCGGAUUAAAAUUUACCCACCCAAUCAACUGCACAGCAAAAACAAAUACGUGGAAAAAAUUUGACAUGGCCCCUCAAAGCAGUACGAAGUCCAUUUGCAGCCGCCAAAGCAGCCCCACAUUCACUGUGCGAUCCCUCAGCUCGACUCGUAGCAUCAGCCCACUCUCCGACGAAGGAACCCUGGCAAGACGCCUGCAUCGCUUUAAAGCGACCCUUUCCCCCAUUCGAGAGGAGCGUGGAAAUACGAAUCGCACGGCCCGACGUACCAUCAGCCGUUCCUCUAAUAGAGAAGAACGAGGAAGUACCCAUCGCACAGCCCGGCGUACUAUCAGCCGUUCAUCAAAGCGAACGCACAAACACGUCGCCUGUGGAUUGUGUAAAAAAGACCAUCGACUGGUAACGUGUUCAAAAUUCACCAUAAUGAACAUUCGCGAAAAGUUUGACGCAGUCAUUAAACAUAAGUAUUGCGUCAAUUGCUUGGCCAGAUCGCAUUCCACCCAAAAGUGCACAAGUAAAAAACGAUGUGCCACGUGUAACGGGGAACACCAUUCAACCCUACAUGGACACCCCAGGUUGUUUUGCGAAGAGCAAAAGAAAACAGCAAAAGGCAAAAAGCGAUUACACGGACAAGAGGAUCUACCCACGUUACUGGCCAAGCCGACCCUCGUCCCAACCGUCAUGGUCAAAGUGAAACACGAUGGCAAAUGGCACAAAAUGCGAGCCAUAAUAAACCCGACCCGAAAAGUGACCAUGAUUGCGUCAGAACUGGUCCAGAGUCUGAGGUUACCGAAAACGUACCUCGACUCGUAUCGUAUAUGUAAAGUCGUAAUCGGAUCAUUAACUGAUUCCGACUGGCACGCCGAAGUUAACUGCCUAUUGACGCAUGAUUUACCGACCCGACCCUAUAAUCGUGACUUAAGUGGCGAAAUCAUUAAAAAGUUCGACCACUUAGUCCUAGCCGACCCUACAUUUUGGAAAGACGACAAAAUCAUGUUGGAACUGGGAGCUGACAUCUACCCAAGAUUGAUGAAACCCGGCUUAUUCAACCCCGAUAACAGCACCGUGAUCGCACAAAACACCGCACUCGGUUGGACUUUAACCGGUGCUUGUGCGAUUUAA
This is a messenger RNA of Bactrocera neohumeralis, 1226 nucleotides long. RefSeq lists its product as uncharacterized. The record is from RefSeq and is a predicted model, not a curated record. Bases 174 to 1226 code for a protein of 350 amino acids. The transcript is spliced from 2 exons. Lineage: Eukaryota; Metazoa; Arthropoda; Insecta; Diptera; Tephritidae.